This is a messenger RNA of Ricinus communis (castor bean), 1528 nucleotides long. Its product is annotated as SPX domain-containing protein 4. The record is from RefSeq and is a predicted model, not a curated record. Bases 347 to 1339 code for a protein of 330 amino acids. The transcript has 3 exons. Gene Ontology annotation, biological process: cellular response to phosphate starvation. Lineage: Eukaryota; Viridiplantae; Streptophyta; Magnoliopsida; Malpighiales; Euphorbiaceae.
AAAAUAUUAAGAAAGAAAAGGAUACUCAAAUACAGAGGAAAAGGGAAAAGAGCGAUGCCAAUUCAAUCCGAGAAUGAUACUGAUAUAUGCCAAAAUGGCAUGCCAAGGCCUGCAUCUGAACUCAUUUUGUUAAAAUUGAUACCCUAUCCACACACCCACUUCCUUAGAUUCCAAAUUCUUCCUUACCCUUUUACAUUCCUAUCCUAUUUCUUUUCUUGUCAAUCUCUAUAUACACAGACAAAAAACACCACAGCUAACUACAAUUUAUAGGGAUAAUCAAGGAAAGGAAACAAAUUAAGAGAAAGCCAAAGGAAAAAAAAUAAAUUCAGGAAAUCAAAAAAAGGCAAUGAAGUUUGGGAAAGAGUUCAAGACCCAUCUAGAGGAAACCCUUCCUGAAUGGAGGGACAAGUUUCUUUGCUACAAGCCUCUCAAGAAACUUCUAAAGCAGUUCCCUGCAACAUCUGCUGCUUCUUUAUCCUUUGACCCGAGUUUCUUGCUCCAGCAUCAACAGCUCUUCCCUAUUGAUGGUAUUGAUGGCCUUGAUGGUGAUCAUCAUAAUCCUGAGACUGGUGCAAACAGGUCCUUGCUGUUACUUCAAGAUUGGUUCAUUCGAAUUUUAAAUGAAGAGCUUGAUAAGUUCAAUGAUUUUUAUGUCGAUAAAGAGGAAGAAUUUAUUAUCCGUUUUCAGGAGCUGAAGGAAAGAAUCGAGUGUCUAAAAGAACAGAGCAGCAUGAAUGGAGUUUUUACAUCAGAAAGUGAAUUCAGUGAAGAAAUGAUGGACAUUCGUAAAGAUUUGGUUACCAUUCAUGGGGAGAUGGUGCUUCUCAAAAAUUAUAGCUCCUUAAACUUUGCAGGUCUAGUGAAGAUUUUAAAGAAGUAUGAUAAACGGACAGGAGAAUUGUUGUGUCUACCUUUUACCCAGCUUGCUCUUCAUCAGCCCUUUUUUACAACAGAACCCCUAACAAGGCUAGUCCAUGAAUGCGAGGCAAAUCUUGAGCUCCUGUUUCCAUUGCAGGCAGAAGUCAUCGAAUCUAAUAAUUCCACAGAAAAGCAGUCAAAUCCACCACUGAAUAACUCAGUAAAUAUGGCAUCUGAGGGCUCAUCAGCUCUUGGGGAUGAUACUAUAGAUAUAUACCGCAGCACACUUGCUGCAAUGAAAGCCAUACGAGGCCUUCAAAAAGCAAGCUCCACCUACAAUCCACUGUCAUUCUCAUCUCUCUUCAAGAACCAAGAUGAUGAAAAUAAUGGCGCUGUAACAGCUGAAAACUCAGCUUCAAAUUCUUUAUCCACACUACAUCAUGGCGAAGAAUCUGAUAAAGAUGAUGUGCAUUCUGUCUAACAGCUUUUAUAUUAGUAGCUCUACAAUGCCACAUCUUUUAUCUUCUUUCCUUUUUAUGAAACAAAGGGUUACUGUCAAACUUUUAGAAACUGAAUAACAUGUCUACUGUAGCUGUUUGUAUCACUAGUUGACAAAUGGUUAAAACCUGUUAGUUAUAAAAGUCGUGGUGUUUUUUGUUGGCUUGGAUAA